This is a messenger RNA of Tachysurus fulvidraco (yellow catfish), 4322 nucleotides long. RefSeq names its product transmembrane 9 superfamily member 2 (gene tm9sf5). NCBI's taxonomy places the organism in Eukaryota, Metazoa, Chordata, Actinopteri, Siluriformes, Bagridae. The record is from RefSeq and is a predicted model, not a curated record. Gene Ontology annotation, cellular component: membrane. Gene Ontology annotation, biological process: protein localization to membrane. The coding region runs from base 165 to 2159 and encodes 664 amino acids. The transcript has 18 exons.
UUUCGCCAUAGGCGUUAGAGUUCAGUUGGAGGUGUAGCGUAUGGACACGGUGCUGUCUGUGUGGAGGGGCAGUUUCACAGCGGAAGUAGAAAAGCCAAACCUUUAUCUCCAACAGAGUGGUAAAAGAACGAAGUAAGGAACUAAGCCAGUCGGAAUCUGUCACAAUGAAACCCCUGGACUUAUGCUUUAGACUUGUCUGCAGUUUUAUUGCUAUUAGCACAGUCUCUGGAUUCUAUCUUCCGGGUUUAGCUCCGGUUAAUUUCUGCGAAGAGGACAAGAAAACCGAUGACUGUCAGAGUGAGAUCCAGCUGUUUGUAAACCGGUUGGACUCCGUGGAAUCAGUCCUGCCCUACGAGUAUGACGUGUUUGAUUUUUGUAAAGAUGAACAAGAGAAGAGACCCUCAGAAAACCUCGGGCAGGUGCUAUUUGGGGAGAGAAUUGAGACGUCACCUUACAAGUUCAAAUUCAGGAAAGAUGAGCCUUGCCGUAAAGUGUGCACCAAAUCCUAUGAUUCAUCUAAACAGGAAGAUAGAGUUCAUUUGGAAUUUCUUAAGAGAGGCAUGGAGCUGAAUUACCAACAUCACUGGAUUGUUGACAACAUGCCUGUAACAUGGUGCUAUGAUGUGGAGGAUGGUCAGAAGUACUGUAACCCUGGAUUUCCUGUUGGCUGCUUUGUUACCUUGGACGGACGAUCUAAAGAUGCCUGUGUCAUCAGUUCUGAGUUCAACAAGAAAAAUACUUACUACCUCUUCAACCAUGUGGAUAUCACCAUAACUUACCACAGUGGGGAAAAUGAGAGUUGGAAAGGUGCACGGCUGGUUGCUGCAAGACUGGAGCCAAAAAGCAUUAAACACGGUGAGGAAGCCAGCCAGUCAUGUGAUGGGCCGCCCAUGGACGUACCAAAAGAGACCACUGGCAAUCUGAAAGUGACCUAUUCUUAUUCAGUCAAGUUUGAGUCCACAGAUCAGAUCAAAUGGGCUUCAAGGUGGGAUUACAUUUUGGUCUCCAUGCCUCAUAGCAACAUCCAGUGGUUUAGCAUCAUGAACUCUCUGGUCAUUGUGCUCUUCCUCUCUGGCAUGGUGGCCAUGAUCAUGCUGAGAACACUACACAAGGACAUCACCAGGUACAACCAGGUGGACCAGGCAGAUGUGGUUAAGAUCCACCAACACUCAGGCAUUGCAUAUGAGGAUGCUCAGGAGGAGUCGGGCUGGAAGCAGGUACAUGGGGAUGUGUUCAGACCUCCCCGGAGCGGCAUGCUGCUGUCUGUCUUUCUAGGGCAAGGCACACAGAUUUUCAUCAUGACCUUCAUCACACUCUUUUUGGCGUGCCUUGGAUUUUUGUCUCCAGCCAACAGAGGAGCACUUAUGACCUGCGCAGUGGUGCUGUGGGUCCUUUUGGGCACGCCUGCUGGAUAUGUUUCAGCCAGAAUGUAUAAAAGUUUUGGUGGUGAAAAAUGGAAAAUAAAUGUUUUAUUGACAGCACUUCUGUGCCCUGGCAUCGUGUUUGCCGAUUUCUUCUUGAUGAAUCUGAUUCUGUGGGUGGAGGGCUCGUCCGCUGCUGUCCCGUUCCCCACACUGGUAGCUAUCCUGGCACUGUGGUUUGGCAUUUCUGUUCCUCUCACCUUUGUAGGCGCAUACGUUGGCUUCAAAAAAUCGGUGAUCGAAUUGCCAGUGCGAACAAACCAGAUCCCACGGCAAAUCCCAGAGCAGUCCUUUUUUACCAAACCUAUUCCAGGCAUCAUCAUGGGUGGCAUCCUGCCCUUCGGCUGCAUUUUCAUCCAGCUCUUCUUCAUUCUCAACAGCAUCUGGUCUCAUCAGAUGUAUUAUAUGUUUGGCUUCCUGUUCUUGGUGUUUAUUAUCCUCCUCAUCACAUGCUCAGAAGCCACCAUUCUGCUCUGCUACUUUCAUUUGUGUGCUGAGGAUUAUCACUGGUGGUGGCGAUCAUUCCUCACUAGUGGAUUCACCGCAGUUUAUCUCUUCAUCUAUGCCAUACAUUAUUUCUUAACCAAACUUCAAAUCCAAGGAGCUGCCAGCACCAUUCUUUACUUUGGCUACACCUUGAUAAUGGUUCUGAUAUUCUUCCUUUUCACAGGCACCAUUGGCUUUUUUGCCUGUUUCUGGUUUGUAAAUAAAAUCUACAGUGUGGUGAAGGUGGACUAAUUUGGAGAUGUCAGCACUGGACUUUCUGGACAAUGUGGUGUUCAGCUUUGGCAGACUGUUGAUGGAGAGUUGUCCUUUUUUUGCUUGUAAACUAGUUCUAAUGUCAUAAUUCUGUUUCUCCUGUAUGGAAUUUGGUUGAUUUGGUUUGCACAAUUAACAGGUUUGAAUGUUAUGAAUGUGAUUGACAAGCUGGCAACUAUUUGCCUGUGAAAUGAUUUACUUGUCAACGAAGGUGGUGGACUGUGUAGAAACUGAAAGUGUGAAGGAACACCGAUUGUGAUCAAAUGAAUCUGUAUGGAAGAUUAUCUGCUACCUGAACCUUAAGCACAAAUUGCUUCUCAUUCAGAACAGACAUUUAGAUUUCUUAUAUUGAAUAUCUUAUAUAUAUUAUGGUUUUAUAUUGGUCUCCAAAUAUGUUUCUUUUUUCUUUUUUUUUAUAUAAAGCUAUAUUGAUGUUUUAUAAUUUGAAUGGUAAAACAUGAACCCCAUUGUUAAGUUUAUUUCUGUUUUAUAAAAUAGUUCUAAAGUGAAAAGGUCUGUAAAUAAAAAAGAAAUGUAAAAAAAAAAAUCCUAUAGAAUUUCCGAAGGGUUGUUUAUAACAUGACUAAUAAUUAGAUAUUAAAAUGACUGUUAAGGUAUCUUUUAAUUUUUAUGGCUCUCAUCCACUGAAUUUUAUGUAAAACAAAGAAAGGAACUGAUUUAAUAAUUGACAGAGAUUGACGUUAGAGCAAUAACAAUUCAGUUUUAAUUGGAAUGCUCACAGCUGCUACUGAGCUUUAGAAAAUCAUGUGAGGUAUACUUAAAGAUUCCUAAAAUCUCUUUAAAAAAAAAAAUCAUGAAACAAACAUAAAACACAAUACAAAUCAUUACAAUAUUUAUCAACAUGGUUUGGAACAAUUCUGUUCUUAAUAUAAGUACAAGUUUUACAAAAACACCUUGCAUUAUAAGGAUCUUGAUUGUUUACUCAUUAAGCGAUGGAUUUACUGGAGAAGAAUGGUGGUUGAGACUUUGAGACAAAAAGACCUUGUUGGAAACCUAUAGAUGUGUAACAAUUCAUAUCUCCAAACCAGUCUAGAAGAAUAGGUAAUAUGAUGAUGAUGAUGAUGAUGAUAAUAAUAAUAAUUAUAAUCAUAAUAGAUACAAUUUCCGUUAGCUUUAACACCUCAGGUUAUUAACUUUAUUUAAUUUUUUUCUUCAUUCCCAGCAUUUUGAAGAUCGUAAGCUGUAUCAUGUGCACUGGAAAAUUAAACAAAAAUAAAUUAAUAAAUGCAAUGUAAAGUGUCCCAAGACAGGGGGCUGCUGAACUAUGUUAAUAAAUCAAGAUUUCAAUUGCAACCUGUUUUAAAAAACACACCUUCAUUACAUCUUUAUUAGUCCAUAUUGUCUGAGACUGAAAGUUUAAUGGUGUGGUAGAUGACGCAUACCAAAAGAAAACAAACAAGGCUAUAAAACUUUACAAAUCUAGACAAACAUGUCAGACAAUUAAAAAACUAAUAAUAUAGACUUUUCUUUGUUAGUGUUUCUAUAAAGAAGGACAUAUUUCCAGUGUUUUAUUUCACUAGCCAGUAGUGAAUGUCUAUAAGUGUUUUGUUCUCCCAGUUUCAUCGCUUAGCAUGACAAAUAUUGCUCUGGACUUUGUCACUUGUUAAGUAGGACUGCACAAUAUAGUGUUUGUUAAUCAGUAUCGUGGUACUUGCUUCUGUAACCUACAAAUAAAUACACUCGUGAAACAUGCUGUGAGAAUUUAAAACGGCAUAGACUAUAUCGUGCAGCCCUAUGAGUGUAUUAUGAGGGGGAAAAAACUGAAUACAGAUGUGCAAGAGGUUGCUCAUCCUGCUGUGGUCCACCUCCAAUGGAUGGUCUAUACUCUGAACAUUUGGUGGAUAUACAGAUUUAAUUAUGUUUCUCUUAAGGCUAGUGAGAUUGUAUACAGCGCUAAAGAGUAGACAGGUGGCCAAGAAGUAAAACUACACACACUGUACUAUACCUCAAGAGGCUGGAUACUCUCAUGAGAAACACAAAAAUUUCCACAUAAAGUCAUUCUUCUAGCUAAAGUGUAAUUGCUUAAAAGAUUAUUAUAUGUCUUUAUAAAGAUUGAUUAAAAGUGUAAAACCUCCAGCAUUGUUUACUUUUCAAAUGUUAAUAAAUGCUGUCAAAAUUUUG